Messenger RNA from Elaeis guineensis (African oil palm), 1599 nucleotides. RefSeq names its product probable flavin-containing monooxygenase 1. Gene Ontology annotation, molecular function: flavin adenine dinucleotide binding; NADP binding; N,N-dimethylaniline monooxygenase activity. NCBI's taxonomy places the organism in Eukaryota, Viridiplantae, Streptophyta, Magnoliopsida, Arecales, Arecaceae. The record is from RefSeq and is a predicted model, not a curated record.
UAACCACAAAUACAAAGAGAGAAAGACAGACAGACAGAGAGCAUGGCUGACAACGGUGCGCCGAGGGUGGCAAUCAUCGGUGGAGGGAUCAGUGGCCUCGCAGCGGCGAAGCAGCUUGCUUCCUUGAACCCAGUGGUCUUCGAGGCCACGAGAUCAAUCGGAGGGGUGUGGAAGCACUGCUCCUACCGCUCGACGAGGCUGCAGACCCCCCGGGAGGACUACGAGUUCUCCGACUACCGGUGGAGCGACCGUACCGACCCCACGUUCCCGACUCACACCGAGAUACUGGACUACCUGCAUGGCUACGCCGAACACUUUGGUUUGUGGAGUUUUAUUAAGCUGGAGUCGAGGGUGGUGGAGAUCCGGUACCUCGGAGACCAGACCAAGGCCGGGUUCACCGAGUUUUGGGGGGCUGAGGGGCGCCUGCCCCUCACCGGAAACCCGGUGUGGGAGGUCGGGGUGGUGACCGGCCAGUCAGAGACCGUUGAGUGGUACAAGUUUGAGUUUGUGGUGAUGUGCAUCGGAAAAUAUGGUGAUAUACCAAAUAUGCCGGCUUUCCCACAUGGCAAGGGACCGGAGAUAUUCCAUGGGAAGGUGAUGCAUUCCCUGGAUUACUGUAAACUUGACGAGGAAGCCAGCAAGGAAUUGAUGAGUGGAAAGAAGGUUGCAGUUAUCGGUUACAAGAAAUCAGCCAUCGACCUUGCUGUAGAAUGUGCUGAGGCCAACCAAGGGCCAGAUGGGCACCCUUGCACCAUGGUCAUAAGGACCUUGCACUGGACGGUUCCUUCCUACUCCAUAUGGGGCCUACCUUUCUUCAUGUUCUACGCUACAAGGUUUUCUCAGUUCCUCCAUGAAAGGCCUAAUCAAGGAAUGCUAAGAUCUGCUCUCUGCUUCCUCUUGAACCCAUUGAGGAGAGGUGUUUCCAAGUUCAUCGAGUCUUAUCUCACAUGGAAGCUUCCACUAGAAAAGUAUGGCUUGAAACCAGAUCACCCCUUUGAGGAGGAUUACGCAUCAUGCCAGAUGGCGAUAUUGCCCGAGAACUUCUUCACGGAGGCCGAGAAAGGGAUGAUCUCAUUUAAAAGAUCAUCCACGUGGUGGUUUUGGGAUGGGGGCAUCGUUUUAGAUGACAACACCAAGUUGGAGGCUGAUGUUGUGUUCCUAGCCACUGGUUUUGAUGGCAAGAAGAAGCUGAGGUCGGUGCUGCCAGAGCCCUUCCGUGGAUUGAUAGUUGACUCUUCUGGUGUCAUGCCGCUAUAUAGAGGUACAAUUCACCCUCUGAUCCCCAAUAUGGCAUUCGUGGGCUACAUUGAGAGCGUGUCGAACCUUCACACUUCUGAGCUGCGGUGCAAAUGGCUGGCCAGGCUGCUCAAGGGACAAUUCCAGCUUCCAAGCGUGGAGCAAAUGUUUGGGCAAAUCAACCGGGAGACGGAUGUGAUGAAGAGGACAACCAGGUUCUAUCGCCGCCACUGCAUUUCCACUUACAGCAUCCACCACAGUGACGAGAUCUGCGAAGAGAUAGGGUGGAAGCCAUGGAGGAAGGGGAACUGGCUCUCAGAGGCCUUCAGCCCUUACAACAACCAGGACUACAAAGAAGAGUGA